This is a messenger RNA of Paramecium tetraurelia, 2049 nucleotides long. RefSeq lists its product as uncharacterized. The transcript is spliced from 4 exons. The record is from RefSeq and is a predicted model, not a curated record. Lineage: Eukaryota; Ciliophora; Oligohymenophorea; Peniculida; Parameciidae.
AUGGACAGUCUCAAAAUGUAAUAAUUUACAGAAAAAAAAUUAGUUAACUUAAGUGAGAAAAUUGAGAAAAAAGUGCUUUAUUAUUUAUCUUCAGAUGAAUAGGAAUAAGUUUAUAAGCUUUUUUCAUUCUUCUACAGCAAUAAUCUAGAUCAAUUAAAUGCCAAAUAACUUGGAAUUAUCAUAAAAUAUUAAGAACAAUUAAAUAAUAUAAUUGAAAAAGCUCUUUAGAAUCCGCCGAAUCAAGAGGAUCUAUUCGAAUUGUUAUAAUCCAUCAAUUAUAGAAAUUGCUGGUCUCAAGUUCAUUAAGACCAUAUUAAUCAAAUUAAAAAGAGCAUCGACCAAAUUAAUUCAUAAGAAAAUGAACUAGAUUUUCAUUUAUUCAAUCAAAUAUUAAUUGCCUCAGAAUCAAUAAAUCUUGAUAACUUUAUCCGAAAAACUCUAAAAUCUCAUAAAAUUCAUAAUGUCUUAAAGAAAUAAGUUCCUGUAUAGAUUACUCAUCUAAAUAUAAUAAUUAGAACAGUUGGAGAUCAAUAUAUAUCAUCCACACUAUGGAAAUUAUACUAAGAAGAAAUUUUAAGGUUGGACUUAGCAUAUCUAUCGUAGUAAUAGUUUGUUUAUGAUCAUUUGAAACGCUAUUAUUUACUUACAAGUGAUACUGCUAAGGACUUAACUCAUUAAUACAUCAACAAAGAGAGACAAUCUAUUAUAUACAUCAAUUUAAUCUUAGAAGAAAUUCAAAGAAACUUAGAAAAUUUAAAUGAUUUAAAAAUUGAAACACUUUUAACAAAUUGCAAUUUAGAUGACUUUGUUACUUUAAAUAGAUAAAUCAUUAGAAUAAAUAUUGAUUCAUCAAGCGAUUCCUUUAUUCAUCACUACUUAAGUCUAAUAAAAGAGGAGUUAAUCUACUUUAAAGAAGAGACUACAUAGACAUAAACUGAAAAAUUAAAUCAAUUUAUUAGACUUUUAGCAUCAAUUGAUGGAUUUAAAAAACUUAAAUUGCAAAAGAAAUAAAAUAAUCCAAUUGAUGAAAUAUAUCAAAUUAUUGAAGAAGAAGUGUUCUCCUUUGUUUGCAAAAAUCAAUAUGAACUUGAUUUGGAUGGCACAUAAGAUCCAUUUGCAAUUGAACUACUCAAAACUUAGAAGCAAAAAUCAGGAAAAUGGAAAGAAGAAGAUAAUUAAGUGACAAUUCUUAUUGCUGACAUAGAUACAGUUAAUCUACACCUUAUAUAUUAAAUAGGAGAUUAUUUUAAUAAAAACUAAUAAGGGAGAAUGUAUUUUCAUUAUUGUAUUGCCAAAUAAUUAGCUGUUAAUUUUUAAAAACUUGAUUUCUCUAAACAAUGUGACGUUCUCUAUUAUUUGGCAAAAAUCGAUAAAAUAUUCAUGAUUGAGUCUAAUUAAUAUGCAAUAGAUUAUAGCCAAUUACAAUAAUUAAAUUUGGAAGAUUUAACAAAAUGUGCAAUAUAGCUGUUAUUCUAUAAUCAAAUAUCACUUAAUGUAGAUAAAGCUAUUACAAAUUAGCUAGUUGAUAUUCUACAUCAAAAUCUGAAUAAGAUUGAAGAUUUGAAGAUAGAAUAUUAAAUUGCCUUCUAUCAAGCCUACGAGUUGAUGCGUAUAGAAUUUCCUUCAAUUUAGGUGUAAGAAUUGCCUGAUAGAUAUAAACAAAUAUUUGAUGAAUAUUGGUUAUAUCUGCAAAAAGAAACAGAAGUUGUUGUUUCUGAUACUAAAAAAUUUCUUGAUAAGGAAGAAUACCACUAUACAUAUAUGAAAUAAGUCUUGAUAUGGAAGUUUCUAUAUGUUUUUGAAUAAGAUAGGGCUAUUGUUAUUUGUUUAUCGGAUAGAUUUUAUUUAGGAAGAACUAAUUUAAACCUAAUAGAAAUAGGCAUUCUAAAAAGGGUCUUAAGAUUGCAUGAUUAUAAAUUGAGAAUAUUGGAUAAGCAUGAAUAUGAAAAGUUUGAAACUCGACAUGAAAAAAAUGAUUAUAUCUAUGAGAAACUCAAAUAUCUAAGUAGGGAGCCUAAGAAACCCAAGAAACCAUAUUUUAAUAUAUGA